AAUAUGUACUCGUUUUAUAUCAAAUAUUUUGCAUUACAAUUCAUAACUCGAAAGUAAUAACUUGUACAACGUUUUAUCAACACACAAUGUUGGCGUUUUAUUUUCUUUUGUUGGCAUCAGCGUACAGCUUUCUUCUAGAGAAUCCACAAGGAAAUGGAGGGACAACAAUCACAAAUCAGUACCUAACAAUAUCUAAAUUUUAUGAGGAGAUGAAGCUCCAGCAAGCAGACACAGCAAACGUGCAUCGAGAAACAAUAAAACUUCGACACGAUACGGACAACUCUCUAACGUUGCUUACUUUUCAACUGCAACAGAAAUUUGAUCUUCUUGAUAAGAAGUUGGCUGAAAUUGCAAGACACAACGAUUCUAAUUCGGAUUUUAUUAACUUGGAACAAAAGUAUAUACAGUUAGAACAAAAGUAUUCGAAUCUUGAACAGAAUUAUAUCACACAGGGACAUGAAUUAGCGAUGUUAAAGAACACUUUACAAGCUAAUCACAAUACGUCAAUUAAGGAUUUAGGCACGCAAAUUAAGACUUUACAGAAGAAUCACAAUGCGUCAAUCACGAAUCUAGGUAUUGAACUGAAAAAUGUUGAGAAGAAUCAAAAUAUUCAUUUCGUUGAUGUUGAGUCGAAGAUGCGCGCAGCAACCAUUAUGAAUAAUCAAACUUUUAUACAUUUACAGCAACAGAUAGACAAUAGCACGGAACAAGUGGCAAUGACUGCACAUCCUUCAUCUAACUCAAACAAGGCUGGUAUUAUUAAGUUUGACAACGUCGCGUUCAGCGUUGGCAUCAAGAGCCUAACAGCGUUUAAAAAUAGCGGGAAGUUUGUAUGUGAGAAGGAAGGACUAUACAUUUUGUCUGUAAAAAUCUACUCCAAUACCAAUGGUGCUCAUUUUUACAUUUCCCUAAAUGGUAAUACUAUAUCGUACACAAAUAUUAGUUUUAACGGCAACCAUCCUUCAGCAAUGGAAAAUACCGGUACUGCUGUUCUAACAGUACAGUUACGACUUAAUGACAGUGUGUGGGUAUUUUAUCCACGUGCAUCUCAUGUUGCAGGCAGUGCAUGGUCAACAUUCACGAUUGUUAAAAUUAAAUAA
Mytilus trossulus (common blue mussel) is the source of this 1100-nucleotide messenger RNA. RefSeq lists its product as uncharacterized. The record is from RefSeq and is a predicted model, not a curated record. The transcript has 2 exons. Lineage: Eukaryota; Metazoa; Mollusca; Bivalvia; Mytilida; Mytilidae. Bases 87 to 1100 code for a protein of 337 amino acids. Gene Ontology annotation, molecular function: protein binding.